UUUGCACCGUCACUUAGGAUAUAAAUAGCUUUACUGAAAGCUAUGCAGGGACAGAAGAAAUCCCAUCACAACAGAGGGGGAGGUCUCACUCUGCCUGUGUAUACAUAAAGCAUAUUGAUUGCAGACAGUCCCCAGUCGAGACCAGACACACUAAGCCUUCGGAUAAGGCGGUACAGAGGAAGCCACGGGCUGCAGACGGCUUAGUUUACAACAACAAGAAGAAACCGUAGUUUUUCCGGAUAUAAACCCUGCACAAGUUAGGACAUGGGUAUGCGUGGAUCCAAGCCUCGGAAACAAGCACAGGUCCUAAUGCUGGGUCUGGAUGGAUCAGGAAAGACCACCCUGCUCUAUAAACUCAAGUACAAUGAGAGCGUGGUGACUGUGCCAACUGUGGGUUUCAACGUGGAGACACUGGAGACAGACAGGAGAAGCCCGGGCCUGACGGUGUGGGAUGUCGGGGGCCAGAAGAAGAUGAGGCCCCACUGGAAGCAUCACUACGCUGACACAGCCGGACUGGUGUUUGUGGUGGACAGCUGGGAUCAAAAGCGGCUGGACGAAGCCCGCAAGGAACUUCAUCGGGUCCUGAGGUACGAGAGUCUCAGAGGAGUUCCUCUUGUGGUGCUUGCCAACAAACAGGAUCUUCAGGAAGCUCUCAGCCCCGAAACGCUUUGCCUAAAACUGGAUUUGGGAACAGUGUGUGAGGGCAGGGCAUGGUUCAUCCAGCCCUGUUCAGCCACCACCGGCAUGGGACUAGAGGAAGGUUUCAGGAGGAUAGUCUAUCUGAUGAAGACUCCACUGAAACAGACUCAAGAGGACAUCAAAGUGAAGAUGAGGUCUAAGGGCGUUAGUUUUACGGCCAUGAGGCAGAUCUUGCUCUGCAGUGGCUGAUGGAUGAAAAUCCUUAUUAAAGAUUCAUUCAUUCAUUCAUUCAUUCAGGUGUAGGAUUCCUUCCCACGUGCCUGUAUUGAUUAAACAAGGGUCAAGCGAGACAAGGUGAUAACAGUUUUAAUCUCUGUGGCAGAAAGAACUUUAACUCGAUGCCGGUGAAGACAAAGUGUCUUUGAAUCAUGGCGAUAGCCCACGAGGAGGCUGUGAGUCAUGGGUUACGAUUUUGAGAAAACAGCUGGUGUUCCAAGCUGAUACGAGCCGCUUGCAAAACACAUCCGAGACAAUUCAGUCUGACAGUGUACAGACAUGCUGUACGUGGAAAACUGACUGAUAAAAGACUGUCUUUGUUCGGUCAAACAAGUGUUUUCCACUUAACAGUUUUGCUUUAUUUUUUAUUUUAUUUUAUUUUUCUAAUAUGACAUUAUUAAAAUAUAAAGACUGAUUGUUAUGUGCUUACUAUUUCAUACACACUGUACUUUAUUUGGAAUGGUGAAACUGUUUUGUCUAUUUGUUACGAUUAAAGUUGUUAAAAUAUCUGGAAUGGAAUGAGUUGGUGGGGUUCUUGGUGGGAAUUUGUACCUGUUUAGUCAAGUCAAAUGGAUAUCUUCCACAGUUAUUGUGUUUUAUUAUUUUUUUUAAUUUAUAUUUCAUAUUUCUUUAUUGUUUUACUUGUUUUACUACUUCUAUAGGGAAAACACUGCCCAUGGGAAAGGAAAAAAAGGGAAUUUACCAAUAAAUACCGCAUUAACAAUGAAGGCUAAUUUAGCAGUCAAACUGGAGUAAAUCGUAUCUAAUUUCGUCAAAAAUCAACUGCCGCCAACUGAAUUUGUUUUUCCUGGUUGAAAAUCCAGUCUCCGUGUUUAUUGAUUUAUAUUAGGCUUUUAACAAUAGUUCAUUUCACAAUUAAACAAUGCGUCAAGUUUCAUAUAGGAAAUUUGAAUUUGCAAAGUAUAGCUGUAGAACAAAUGUAGUUCGGCAAACUGGAUAUAAAAUAGAAAUGCUCAAUACUCAACAUUCAGCUUAAAGCAAGUGUAAUAGUUGAGUAAACGCAC
Molecule: messenger RNA, 1940 nt
Organism: Scatophagus argus
Lineage: Eukaryota; Metazoa; Chordata; Actinopteri; Scatophagidae
Product: ADP-ribosylation factor 1-like
Exons: 2
Coding region: 265-888 (207 amino acids)
Biological process (GO): intracellular protein transport; vesicle-mediated transport
Cellular component (GO): cytoplasm
Molecular function (GO): GTPase activity; GTP binding
Source: RefSeq, a predicted model, not a curated record